AUGUACAGACUCGCCCGUUCACUACGCUCUUCGCGCUCGUUUUCACGCGCAUUAUCAACUAGAGCCUCAAAUGUACUCUCCGCGUUAGGUCUAGAGUCUCAAGGUGGAGUGCUUCCUGGUGUUUACACUGGCAGGGGCUGGGGAGGCACUGGCAAUGUAGUUGCUAGCAAGUGUCCUACCACUGGAGAACAUCUCGCAGAUGUGACUACUGCAACCCCAGCAGAAUUUCACAGCGUGAUAGAGAGGUCAAGAGAGGCGUUUCAUUCCUUUAGAAUGCUGCCAGCUCCGAGGAGAGGAGAAAUCCUUAGGCAGAUACGGGAAGCCUUGGCGGCAAAGCGAGACAGCCUUGGUGCUCUUGUCUCCCUUGAGAUGGGGAAGAUUCUCUCCGAGGGUAUCGGUGAGGUUCAGGAGUUUAUUGACAUCUGCGACUAUGCCGUCGGUCUCUCUCGCAUGAUGAAUGGACAAGUGAUUGCGUCUGAAAGACCUGGACACACUAUCCUAGAAGUACCGAACCCGUUAGGAUUAGUCGCAGUCAUUUCUGCGUUCAACUUUCCGGUCGCAGUCUAUGGAUGGAAUCUCGCCCUGUCAUUUGUAGCGGGUAACGCUACUCUAUGGAAGCCAGCACCGAGUACACCUCUCUGUUCCAUCGCAGUAACGCGCAUCGUCGCAGAAGUUCUCGAGAAAAACGGUGUCGACGGAGGGGUAGCCGCUCUCAUCACUGGAGGUCAUGAGGUUGGGGAAGCACUCUGCGAAAGCGAACAUGUCACCAUGGUCUCCUUCACCGGAAGUGAGCAUAUCGGUGCAAAGGUGGGCCGGAAGGUUCAGGGAAGGUUUGGCAAAGUGCUACUCGAGUUGGGAGGAAACAAUGCUUCUAUAGUUAUGCCUGAUGCCGACCUGUCGCUCGCCGUACCUUCGGUCUUCUUUGGUGCGGUAGGUACCGCUGGCCAAAGAUGUACGUCAACAAGGAGACUUUACCUACACCGCGAAAUUGCGCCAAGGUUCCUGGAUGCCUUGAAGAAGGCAUAUGCGCAGAUCCCUACCGGCGAUCCUCUCGUUUCUUCGACAUUACUCGGUCCGCUCCACAACCAGAAUGCAGUCAAGGCAUAUCACAAGGCAGCCAUGCAUCUUCAUGAGGUGGGAGCAGAAAUCCUGGUCGGCGGAAAGGUGAAACACCCUUCUGGCUUUGACCAAGGAAACUUCGUCGAGGCUACUAUCGCCAUUCCUCCUUCUCAAGACCUCGACCUAUGGAAGAGGGAGCUCUUUGCGCCUAUCCUCAAUGUCGCCAUCUUCGAUGAACUUGACCAAGCAAUUGAGUGGAACAAUAGCGUACCGCAGGGAUUGUCAAGCAGUAUCUGGACGAAGGAUAUCCGGAAUAUAGGCAAGUUCAUCGGACCAAGCGGCAGUGAUUGCGGUAUUGUCAAUGUGAACGUUGGCAACAGCGGGGCUGAAAUCGGUGCUGCAUUUGGUGGCAAUAAGAGGACAGGAUGGGGACGAGAGUCAGGCGGUGACUCAUGGAAGCACACCUGUAGCAUAUCGAGAUUCCGAUUUGAGACACUCUUUGCACCUAGCGCAGUUGGGUUUGCUAUGAUCCGGUUGCGUGUGGGUCACCCCUCGUGGCUUCAACCAAGCUUCAUGCCCCCUCGGAAAGGCAAGAGUGUGGCACAAAAACUUGUCAAAGACGUCGUUCCAUCUUCUCAAGGGACCAGAUCGCGUAAUACAGGAAAGUUCCUGAUCCCGUUACCUCCACCACCACGAUCAAAUCACCCUACGUCUUCGUCACGACAGGAUAAUAGAGUUGAGGAUUCUCUUUGGGCAGACACCUAUCAUCCGUCAACAGAGCAAGAGCUCGCCGUUCAUAAGAAAAAGGUAGACAUCGUGAGGAUAUGGUUCCGUGAUGCAUUUGAGGGCAUCAAUCUCAAGCGAUACCGAGCAAUACUAUCGGGUCCUGCCGGCUGCGGUAAAACGGCCACACUAAACGUGUUGUCAAAAGAAAUGAAGUUUACUGUUGUCGAGUGGCAGAACAAGGUCGACGACGCACAUAUCGAUGAUUACGAAUCAUUUCCUGUCAAGUUUGGGUCAUUCAUGAGUCGGGCUGCCAACUUUUCGCCAUUAAUGUCGGAGCCGCAGAUUCCAGGCUCUCAGAAUCACAUCAUUCUCUUAGAAGAUCUUCCAAAUCUGUCCUAUGCACCAACACUGCAAGCGUUCCAUGCGGCUUUAAUCAAUCAUAUCGAAACCUCCGACAUUCCGGUGGUCAUAAUUGUCAGUAAUGCCGGUAUACGAGGCCAAACUAAAGACGAGGAGGGAUGGUCCAGUAGACAAUCGACGGUACCGACUGCAUUCAACAUCCUCCCACCUGCAUUACGAGGUGGGCCAUUCGUAACCCAAGUCGAGUUCAAUCCGAUAGCAGCGACAUUGAUGAAGACAGGGCUCAAAUGGGUCCUCGAUUCACACUUCGCCAACAACCCCAAACUCAAACCGUCAAAGGAUGUCGUCGAUGCAGUAGUAGAUACAUCGAGGGGUGACAUUCGGAGCGUCGGAGAUCCUAUUUCCACCACUCUCAGUAAGAAGGAUCAGGCCCUAGAGCAAGAAUACGAAAAGCUAUUACCCUCGCCCAUCCCGCUACCAGCUCAUCUCUCUCAGUUUGACAGAAGAGCUUCCAAGGUUGAUGUGGAUGUUCUUUACACCGAUUCUGCAAUUGAUACAUCGCUGCUCUCCCUCUAUAUACACCAAAACUACUCACAAUUCUGUGAAGAUGUAGAUCAAUGUGAUGGAAUCAUGGAUGCACUUAGCAUGAUUGAUUCAUUAGGGGAAGCGGCAAGUCCCCUUGCCGCUCGCAAGAUGCGCAGCUAA
Serendipita indica DSM 11827 is the source of this 2850-nucleotide messenger RNA. The record is from the annotation of a GenBank genome assembly. NCBI's taxonomy places the organism in Eukaryota, Fungi, Basidiomycota, Agaricomycetes, Sebacinales, Serendipitaceae.